AUGUGUACAUACAAUAAACUGACUCUUCCAUGGCCACAUAUCGAAUUGGCAUUUAGGAUAUCGCAUAUCUGGGGCAUGAAGCGGCGGGAAGUCUAUACGCUUCCCGUGGCGCCGUUUGUGCUGGACGACAGCCUCAGCCACCAGAGGAAUCCGUUAUUAUCGUUAUUUCCGCCCGGAAAGCUGACGCGUCAAGUGGCUUGGCAUGAAAUCAUCACAGGAGAGACGAAAUCUGAUGGGAUAUGUCGGAAUGAACGGUCGCCGUUAGCGGGGCUUCGCUAUGAACUGAAGAGCUACGAUGACCAUACGAAGUGGUGGUUUCGCAUCGAUAAAUCUCUCAAGUUCAAGUCUUCAAAAUUUCAAACCAAGCCACCACCACCACCCAAAACCGCGCCUACGCCUUUCCGCAGACCAGUCCCAACUCCUUCGGCCAAGCAGCGUGUCGUUCGUUGCAUCUGGCCCCGAGAUUCCAAUGGACCUGUGAUGGCCGACCUACCUAGCGGCAAGGUCACUGAGAACAAUCAGCGAGUCUGGGGCGCCACGCUUGAAGAUUUCCAUUACGUACGGCCUUUUCCUAAAGCUUCAAGCGUUACAACUAGGAUGUGCGGGAGCAGACUGGCGGCGUGGAUGAAGGAGGUUGGGGAGGUUGAGCAUGCGAAGGAGGAGAUCCAGUGGGAGUUUCGCGGCGCGUUGACGAGGAUGUACAGGGUGGUCGUGGUCGUUGAUUUCCUUGCGUGA
Guyanagaster necrorhizus is the source of this 735-nucleotide messenger RNA. RefSeq lists its product as uncharacterized. Bases 1 to 735 code for a protein of 244 amino acids. The record is from RefSeq and is a predicted model, not a curated record. The transcript is spliced from 6 exons. NCBI's taxonomy places the organism in Eukaryota, Fungi, Basidiomycota, Agaricomycetes, Agaricales, Physalacriaceae.